AUGCCACCUGGCCGGAGUAUAUGGAAUGGUCAUUUUGCUGCCCUUAUUCGAGAACCCCAAGGAUAUCCGGCCCGACGCUGGAUGCAAGAAAUUCCAAACAACAGCGUUAUCCGAUUUUAUCACAUUGCAAAUACCGAAAGAGUCUUAGCACUUAGUCCUAGAGCUUUGGGAGAGAUUUUGGUUUCAAAGGCUCAUGACUAUGAGAAAACUACCCAUUUGAAAAUGUCAUUGCAACAAGUAGCUGGUGAUGGUCUCCUCGUCGCAGAGGGUGAUGUCCAUAAACAUCAACGAAGGAUUCUAAACCCUGCCUUUUCUUACCGUCAUGUUAAGGACCUCUACCCAACAUUUUGGAACAAAGGGAUUGAGAUGGUCAAAGCCAUUGAAAAAAGCUUUGAAAAAUCCUAUGAAAGCCCAAAAAUCAUAGAGAUUUCCGAUUGGGCAAGUCGCACAACUCUAGAUCUUAUCGGUCUCGCUGGAAUGGGCCACGACUUUGGGUCGAUCUACAACCCGACAAAUAAAGUCAACGUAGAAUACAGAAAAGUGUUUAGCGAACCAUCAAAGUUGAUGGUAAUCCUCGGGUUUCUCGGUGUGAUUUUGAAUCCGUGGAUCGUUUUCAAUCUCCCCUUGCCGCGGAACCGCAAAGUCAAGGAGGGAUCAAAUUACAUCCGCAGCGUUUGCCAGGAGAUAAUCAAUGAGAAGAGGCAGAAGAUGACAAGGAAAACAGAACGCGGCGUAGACAUACUUUCCGUCGCAAUUGAAAACGGCGGAUUCAACGACAAAGAGCUUGUUGACCAGGUCAUGACAUUUAUCACCGCUGGACAUGAAACAAUUGCAUCUGCGGUACAGUGGACGAUCUACGCGCUUUGCAAAUAUCCAGAAAUACAAUCUCGCCUCCGAAAAGAAAUACGCUCCUCGUUGCCCUCAAUAUCGACGGAUAAUCCAACAGCCAUAUCCUCCUCCACCAUUGACAACCUCCCAUACCUGCAGGCUGUCUGUAACGAAUCGCUCCGCUUCUACCCCCCAAUUCCGUUAACAGUUCGUGUAGCCAUCAGGGACACGAUGCUCCAUGAUGCAUUCAUCCCCAAGGGAACUAGUGUUAACAUUGCGCCUGCCGCGACAAACCACGAUCCCCAGCUCUGGGGCCCAGAUGCCGGAAUAUUCAAUCCGGAACGAUGGAUGGGGCCUGGAAGGGCAAAUACCGGUGGUGCAACAAGUAACUAUUCCUUUUUGACAUUUAUUCACGGGCCGAGGAGUUGUAUCGGCUCAGCCUUCGCGCGUGGAGAGCUGGCAUGUCUUGUGGCGAUUAUUGUGGGCAGAUUUGAGAUGGAGUUGGUGGACCCGCACAAGGAAUUGCUGGUUAAGGAUGGGAUUUCAGGGGCGCCAAGGGAUGGGGUUGUAGUGAAGGUGAAAAUUUUGGAGGGAUGGUGA
Molecule: messenger RNA, 1428 nt
Organism: Paracoccidioides brasiliensis Pb18
Exons: 3
Coding region: 1-1428 (475 amino acids)
Molecular function (GO): monooxygenase activity; iron ion binding; heme binding
Source: RefSeq, a predicted model, not a curated record